AUGAGAUUACGACAUAUACUCGCCCCGGCGGCCCUACUGCUCGGCUGGGUCCCAGUGACCCUCAGCCAGGGCCUGCCGUCUUCGCUGCCGUCUUCCCUCGAUUCGCUUCCCGAUUGUGCGAUCCGCUGUCUCAAGACGUCGGUCACCAAUUCGGCCUGCAGCAUCGAUGAUUUUGCGUGCCUAUGUACCAACUCUGAUCUUCAGAAUGCCCUCACAGACUGCGCCCUCGCCUCGUGCACGAUGAAGGAGUCCCUCUUUGCAAAAAAUGUCACGCAAAGUAGCUGCAACGCGCCCAUACGGAAUAGGUCGCGGGGGAUCAAGGAUGUCACCACCAUUCUCUCCAUCAUCACCGGAGUCCUCGUCGCCGGACGACUCGUAUUCAAACAAUUCAUCGCGAAGAUGGGACUAUCUAUGGACGACUGGUUCAUCCUCAUCACGACGAUUGUCGGCGCAGUAACCAAAGUGAUUAUCGUUUACGGCACCUUAGCGAACGGUGUCGGGCAGGAUGUCUGGACCCUGCCAUUCGAUAUGAUAACGCGAUUCGGCAUGUACUUUUACAUCAUGGAGGUCUUCUACUUUGCGGAGGUCACCCUGCUGAAAGUGUCGAUCCUGUUCUUCUACCUCCGCAUCUUCCCGGAGCCGCGCAUCCGACGAGUCCUCUGGGCGACCCAGAUCCUGAACGUGCUUGUUGGUGUAGCCUUUGUUAUCACCUCUAUUUUCCAGUGCACUCCGAUUAGCCACUUCUGGACGAGUUGGACUGGCGAGACCAAGGGCAAAUGUGUCAAUGUCAACGCCCUGGCAUGGGCUAAUGCAAUUAUCAGCAUUGUGCUAGAUAUACUGAUGCUCGCUAUUCCACUGAGCCAGCUGCCCAAGAUUAAACUGCAUUGGAAGAGGAAGGUCGGCAUCGCGCUAAUGUUCUUCGUCGGCACCUUUGUCACCGUCGUCAGUAUCCUUCGUCUUCAUUCGCUCGUAACGUUCGCAACCUCCCAGAAUCAGACCUGGGACAACGCACCCGUCACCAAAUGGUCCAUCAUCGAGAUUAACGUCGGAGUCAUUUGCGCCUGCAUGCCAACACUCCGCCUUGCCCUCGCUCGUGCUUUCAGGAUCUUCCAGGAAUCGACUGUCCGGACGGGCUACGGAGCUGGCUACGGAGCCGGAUACCAGAACCAAUCCAGCAAGAUAACGAAUAGCCGUGCCGUAGCCACGUUCACUGGGCAGCCGUCUCAAGAAGCCCAGCCGCCCGAUCACGCGAUUUUGUGUAAGAAGACUUUUGAUGUACAAUACAGCGACGAGUCGAGCCUGGUUCAUAUGCGAGAUUUAUCGGCGAGGCCAACAACCAGUGAUGCAUCGUCAGGGUUAGACCCCGAAGACAGGCGCUGA
Messenger RNA from Scedosporium apiospermum, 1380 nucleotides. RefSeq names its product CFEM domain-containing protein. Bases 1 to 1380 code for a protein of 459 amino acids. The transcript has 4 exons. The record is from RefSeq and is a predicted model, not a curated record. Lineage: Eukaryota; Fungi; Ascomycota; Sordariomycetes; Microascales; Microascaceae.